GAAAGUAUCGGUAUCGUCUGCGCAAGUCAUGACCCAAAAAUGAACAUUAGCUCUUUGAAAAUGCAUAAACACUUUUUUACAUGAAGUAUUCAAACAAAAGCAAACUUAAAACGUGUGCACGUGGAUGCGACGAAGCGUGUGUGCCGUACGUGGAAAACACAGGAACGGGCGUCCACCAAGAUUUCAAUCAACUAAUCAGCAAGUACACACCGCACUGUCAAUGAGGAUGACCCACACCCACACCCGCACCCCGCAAACGCAAACGCAUUGAUUACUACACAUUUUCAUCGUGCAAGCAACGCAACACAACGCGGCGCCGCCAUUGAACCUAAAAUCAGACAAGUUCUACACGAAAAACGUUUCCACGCAAGCUUAUGCAAAAAUGUCACUAGUGACGCGCAUCGAUGGAGGCGGCGACGACGACAGCGCCAGCGGCGGGAUCGAAACACAAAAGACGACGCCUUCAAUUGCCGAGGUCACUGCAAUAACCGAUGAAUUACAAGAUGGUGAUAAUAGCCUGGAGCCAGGUGAGCUGGUCACGCCACCGCAUCAGCCGCCAGGCAACGCUAGUCCGGCACCGAAAAAAAUGCUCGCCAAGGACGUUAUGAGCAAGACAUUGCGCAAGCUGACACAAAUCGAUACGGACAAAUGUGAGGAAAAUGAGCGCGCGAUUCUCGAGCUGGAGACCAUCAGACGCAAGGAGGCGACAUCUAAAAUGUCAGCUGAAAUGCCAACUAAAACUUAUCCAGUGGAAAAUGGCACCACAGCUCAUACAGUGGCUACAUCAACGGGUACAUCAACAGACGAUGCGGACGACAGUGAGGGCCUGUACUCGGACACGGAUUCAUCGGGGGAGGAACAAACCAAUGUGGAGGAUGUGCAAAAAGCACGCAAGGAAAAACAAGCUGAGGCAGCUGCAGCGGCAGCACCGCUGCCUCCGCCACCUCGUGCCGGUGCUCAUCCUUUUCAUGGGAUCAAUCAGCUGAGGUUUCGUAUGCGUCCGCCAUGUAUUGAUUAUUCGCGUAGAGGUUUCAUGCCCAGGAUGUUGCGUGGAGGCAUGCGUGCUAUGCCACCGAUGUUCUUCAACCGACCAUCUGCUUUCAAUCGAGGUCCUACUCCUAGGGGCGCAUCCCCGCCUCAACUGUCAUCAGCGUCGCCAAUUAAUGGACCCCAAGGUCAGACUAGUCUCUCGUCGGGAUCAUACGGGCCUGUGCUGCCCCCCAGUCAGGCCCAAGGUCAACCACAAGGCAGUAAGCGGACACAGUCCGAUAUAAUCUGGACAACAUCGCAGCCGCCCGUGUCAUUCGUUUUCAAUCUGAUUUCGGAAUGUAGCAAUGCACAGCAUAAGAACUGCAAGCAAAAAGAGGUAAAUCCGGUCAAGAACAGCGACAAGGAAACCAGCGGAGUAAGUAGCAAAGAGUCGAGCAAGGAUCAAAGCAAGCGAUCAAGAGAGGCACCCCAGGAACAUAAAGAUAAGCAAAGAGAUCGCUUCAAGGACAGACAGAGAGAACGUUCCAGAGAGUCAAGAAAAGAUAGCUCAAAGGAGAGACCCAAAGAACGUUCCAGGGAACUAUUCCGUGACACUAAGAGGGAGCGCUCCAAAGAGCGGCACAGCUCACGCUCGAAAGAAAGAAAGGAAAGUUCCAAUAGCAAGCAAAGGAAGGGCUCCAAGGAGAGAAUGGACUGUUCAAACGGUAAGCAAAUGGAACGUUCCAAAAACAAGAGAGAACGCUCCAAGGAGAGGAAUUCGGAUAAGCAAAGGGAACACCCAAAGGAGAAGAGACGAGAAGACAAUUCAACAUCACGAUCAAUUGAGAAGCGCUCGUCAGCUACGAGAGAUAAACGUCGAGAUCGGACCAGCGAUGAUCAUAGCAAAAAGGCAAAUCGUCGCACACGAAGUAGAAGCCAUAGUCGAAGGCCAGAGCCAGAGAUUAGAGCAAAGACCCCGCCCAUGCCGCCACUGCCACAAGCCAAUAGCGCAGCUCAAGAGAGUGACCGAGAGGAGUUAACAACGCCACCGUUGCCCAUUGCAACAGGGAAAGCCUUUGAUAUAUUUGCCGAGUCACCGCCAAGACUGAAGAAAGCCAGCAGCCCAGCCAAUAAAAAACAGCCAGCUGAAAAAACUGCCGAACUAAAAACCGAAGUGCCUGCUGAGCGCAGCACAACGCCGCCGCUGGAAGAUCUUCAAUUGAAAACCCUAUCCAGUUUAGAGCCCCUCAAAUCAACACCGCCUCAGCAGCUCAAGAUGCACAAUGAGAUUCACAUUCGCAUUGGCGCGCUGCUCGAGGACACAGAUCUGCACUACGAGGCGCUGCUGGCCACGAGGGAACAGCUGCUGCGUAAGAGCACCGAGCACCGUAACAAAAAGGAAACAUCCAAGGAGAUGCACAUCAAACAGGAGCCCAUUGACCAAGAGGAGACUUCAAGAAGUCGCUGCACACCGCCGCGGCACGUCAAUCCCUUCAAGCGUGAAACAGUAUUAGCUGAUACGUCUGGUCGUCUCUCUCCCAGGCGCUCCGUGGAGUCGUCGCGCUACAGCAUGCAGCGGAAUGGGGAUCGACAUGGUAGUAGUCAUCGCAAUAGCUCUCGUGAGCGCCACAGCGACGAGUUCAGAGAGCGCGUCAUCAAACAGGAGAAGAAUCGUUCCAGGACGCCGCCGCUGCUCACAGCGCGUCAAAUCAAGGUGGAGCGCAAUGUGACGCCGCCAAGAGAACGUGAAGUCGAGAGGGAGGUGCUGAUGCGAAAUGGAGUGGAGAUUGCCAAUGCGCCGCCGCCGACACAACUUAGCAAAAACCAUGAGCACAGUCCUGACACGGAUGACUACAUAGACAACUGGGAGAACGACGACUCCAUGGCGGGUGGUGACAGUAAUACGCCCAAGACUGCUGCCUUUUCGGCUGUAACUCGGCUUAACGGCGACGACGACGACUCGAAUGCACUGUGGAAUGCCAAUAGCACUCCGCCACCCAAGGCCAAGCUGCCGCAGACGCCACAACAGCUGCCGAGUGGAGUCGGAGCGGCAGUCGGAAGCGACAAUGCGCUGAUUAACAUUAACGAGCUGUACGACAAGUUCAUGAAGAGUAUUAAAAUGGGCUCCAAUGCAAACGAAGCACCAGCAGCAGAAGCUGCGAAAGAGCAGGCAACCACAUCUAGUUCCUUAAGCAAUUCCACUGCCGAAGAAUCUUCCAGCGACACAGAAGCGACGUCCAGUAGUAGCAGCAGCAGCAGCAGCAGCGAGAGCAGCUCCGAUGACAAUAAUGAUGAUGACGAUGAUGACGACGAUGACGACGAUGAUGAUGAUGAUGAUGACGAUGAUUCUAGCAGUGAUGAGAAUGACAAUUGUGCGGAUAAGCAGGAGCUAAAGGAACACCAGCUGAUUAGCAUGUAUGACGGUGAGCAAUCACAAUCCCAGUCAGCGAGCAUGGAGGAUUCGGUGGCUGACAAACAGUUACUCAACCACAAGAAGAACAAUGUUAGCAAGGAUCUGCGCAAGCUCAAAAGUCUUGAGGACAACCUGGCGCGCAUACAAAUGAUGCGCGAGAACUACGAUUCGGGUGACGAUCUCUGCGAGGAGCUGCUCAAAAUGGAGUCGCUGUUCAUCACCCAGCGCAAUGCUAUAAUGAACAAAUAUCGCAAGCCGGAACUCAAGACGAACGGCGAGGAGGAGCAACAACAACUACAACAGCAACAGCAAGUGACGUUGCAGCAACAGCAGACGCAGGAACAGCAGGAGCAGGAGCAGCAGCCACGGCCAGUGUCGCCAGUUAACAACAUCUUUGAUGCGAAUCGUGAGGCCAUCAAGCUAACUAUUUCACCCUUAAAGCUUUCCCGCAAGCCCGCAAUCUUCGACAAGGAUGAUGCCGAUGUUGCGCCACAAGCGGCGGGCGAUGGCAAGGUAACCAAGCCACCCAAGGAGAUAGCCAUUGUAAAGCCCACCAUUAUGGAUAUGCGCCCCAAGACCUCAAGGCCGCACUCGCAGACGCCACAUCAUCCUCAACCACACCACCCACUGAAGCGGUCACGGACGCGGGAACGUUCCCGGUCUCGUUCGAUAUCACGCAAUCGGUUUAGACGCAACAUGCAUCCCAGUCGCAGCAAGGACUCGACACGUUCGCCCAGUCCGCGUCGUCGACGACCAAUGCUUUCGCCGCGUCGCGGACGCUUUGGCAAGUCCCGGCUGGGCAUGGGUCGUAGUCGCAGUCGCAGUCGCAGCCUGAGUCGCAGUCGCACGCGCAGCCGCAGUCCGUUGCGUAGGCGACGCGUUAAGGUGCUGCCUGGUCGACGUCGCAGCUCAUUAUCGCCGCCCUGCAAGAUGCUCGGUCCACGCUCUCCACCGCCGCCUUCGAGACGCCGCUCCUACAGUCGGGAGCGCUGCUACUCACGCUCUCCGCUUCCAUUCAAACCGCCGUCGCCACCCAUGCGACGCAGCUGGUCGCCGUCUCGGUCGCGGUCGCCCUCGCGCAGACGCAGUCGAACGAGAUCACGCUCCAGAUCCAGAUCGCCACAUGGUCAGAUGCUUGCCGAUUACUUUGUGGAGAAUCAGAGCAUGGAAGCCGCUGCCUACUACUACAAUAUGUCACUGAUGCAGCAGGAUGCGAGCGGGGAACAGUACGACAGCUAUGCGGCGUACAUGGAUACCGCCUACAACAUGGAGCAGGCCUAUGCCCAGUACUCCGAGUACUCGGCAAACACAUCAGUUACACCCAUGGACUAUGACUAUGGUGCGGGCAGCCUGAUGGAGCCAUCAACAAUACCCGUGCUGCGCGAACUGCCAAUGGCGUCCACUGCACCCGUAGCUGUGCAGAAAGGCAACGUGCUGGAAAUCGUGCCGUCUAUGGACUCUGCUGCGGAACUGACGACUGUGCCGCCUGUUGUGCCAGAGGAACCGCAGGAGGACAAAAGCAAACCCAAGCGCAAGCGCGUGAACUUUGUGGACAAUGUGUUGCCCAACUACGAGAGCGACAGCGAGGAUCGCAAAGUUGUGGAAGUGGCAGUGGAACGUGCUGUGGGUCUCUACCGUGAGCGCUGUGCCGCCAAGGCGGCCAAGGUGCAGCGCAUCCGCGAACAGCUGCUGGCCAUGCCGCCGCCAUUGCCGCCCGUUACGCCAAAGCCGGCCCAAGUGGAGAAGCCAGUUCUAGUGAAAAAGAAGCCCAAAUUCCGCUACUAUCACUUUGAUCCCAUCAAGGGCGCAAUCAUAAAGUCACGCGAGCGCAUGGUACGGCCGUCGCUGCAGCAUCCGCCGCCCCGCUUCAAUCCCAAGUACAUGGCAAUGCUGGUGAAGUCUGGACGUCUGCCCAUGCCCGCCUUUAUGCGACAUCGGCCACCACCGCUGCCCGCGCAAGCGGAUGCCAUGCUGCAGGAGUUCUUCAGUAAGCAUCCGCCGCCACCGCUGCAAAACGUGUUGCCCCACUAUUUGCGAGGACCGCCGCCCAUGUCAGCCGUUUCAACGCCCCCGCCGCCCAUUGCCUCACAGCCGAUACCUGUGCUGGGUGCCCAGAGCUAUUCGUGCUAUCCGCAGACCCCAGCGCCAGCUGUCACCCCAGUAUCCUCCGUUGUCACAACGCCAGUGCCCGUUCCAGUGCCUGUGCCUGUGCCAGUACCCGUACCCGUGCCCGUACCCGUUUUGACAAGGUCGCCGCUGCCAUCGACGCCGCCGCCGCCGCCAGCAUUGGUGCCCCCCUUCUUCACGCCGCCACCCCUGCCCACAUUGUCAUCACAUUUCACAGCACAGCCGGUGCCGAAGAUGCGCGAGAUAAUUCCCGUCGACAUAUUGCAGAAAAUUGGACCGCUGCCCAAGACACUGGACCUGGACGGUUGCAAUCCCAGCCUGGACGAGCCGAACAAUGAUCUCAACGAAGCCGAGACAGCGCCGCCCGUGGAAGCAACUGUCGAUGGUCAGCCGCCGCCAAAGCUACUGGAAACCUAACAGCACCCACACAUCAAAGAGCAUCCCUUAAGUCAGUCUUGAGAAACCGGUUCCCAGCUACACUCGCACCUACUUAGAACCAUCCACCACCAGCUGAACACGUCAUAAUAAAAUAGUUAUUUAAGUUGUUACCUUGUAGACCUACGCAGCAGACUAGACAUAUUUUUUUACCAAUCCAACGAGCUCCUGGCAAUUACAUCAUCAUGUUAUAUUCUUUUUUCUUUCUCUCUCUCUCUGUCUCUCUUUCUCUCAUUCGAUUAUUAACAAUCAUUUUACAAUCAAGCUUAGUGAGCGAAAUGCAUUUAUUGUUAAACAUUUUUUAUUAGAACUAAUUCAGCAUUGUGUCACAUUUUACAUUUAGUUCAUCUGAUUUCUACAAGAAAAUAAAAAAAAAUAAAAAAAAAAAAACCUGUAAAUAAUG
Molecule: messenger RNA, 6347 nt
Organism: Drosophila mojavensis
Lineage: Eukaryota; Metazoa; Arthropoda; Insecta; Diptera; Drosophilidae
Gene: l(3)psg2
Product: serine/arginine repetitive matrix protein 2
Exons: 3
Coding region: 383-5926 (1847 amino acids)
Source: RefSeq, a predicted model, not a curated record